Messenger RNA from Nyctereutes procyonoides (raccoon dog), 4984 nucleotides. RefSeq names its product phosphatidylinositol-4-phosphate 5-kinase type 1 gamma (gene PIP5K1C). The record is from RefSeq and is a predicted model, not a curated record. Bases 95 to 2164 code for a protein of 689 amino acids. Lineage: Eukaryota; Metazoa; Chordata; Mammalia; Carnivora; Canidae. The transcript is spliced from 19 exons. Gene Ontology annotation, molecular function: phosphatidylinositol kinase activity. Gene Ontology annotation, biological process: phosphatidylinositol metabolic process.
UCCAGCCGGCGGCGGUUGUUGUUCGGCGGCGGCGGCCGCAGCUCGGGUGCAGCCUCGGCCGCCCGCCCGCCCGCCGGCCGGUCCGCGCGCGGCCAUGGAGCUGGAGGUGCCGGACGAGGCGGAGAGCGCCGAGGCGGAGGCCGUGACCUCGGAGGCGUCCUGGACCACGGAGAGCGGCGCGGCGGCAGGCUUGGCACAGAAGAAGAUGGUCCCGACGGAGGCCCCGCUGAUGACUGGACAGCCGGGUCCUGGCCACGGGAAGAAGUUGGGUCAUCGGGGCGUGGACGCAUCUGGCGAAACCACCUACAAGAAGACCACAUCCUCCACCCUGAAGGGGGCCAUCCAGCUGGGCAUCGGCUACACGGUGGGCAAUCUGAGCUCCAAGCCGGAACGCGACGUGCUCAUGCAAGACUUCUACGUCGUGGAGAGCAUCUUCUUCCCCAGUGAAGGCAGCAACCUCACCCCCGCCCACCACUUCCAGGACUUCAGGUUCAAGACCUACGCACCCGUCGCCUUCCGCUACUUCCGGGAGCUCUUCGGGAUCCGGCCGGACGAUUACUUGUACUCGCUGUGCAACGAGCCCCUGAUCGAGCUGUCCAACCCUGGCGCCAGCGGCUCCCUCUUCUACGUCACGAGCGACGACGAGUUCAUCAUCAAGACGGUGAUGCACAAGGAGGCCGAGUUCCUGCAGAAGCUGCUGCCCGGCUACUACAUGAACCUCAACCAGAACCCGAGGACGCUGCUGCCCAAGUUCUACGGGCUGUACUGCGUGCAGUCGGGCGGCAAGAACAUCCGCGUGGUGGUCAUGAACAACAUCCUGCCGCGCGUGGUCAAGAUGCACCUCAAGUUCGACCUCAAGGGCUCCACGUACAAGCGGCGGGCGAGCAAGAAGGAGAAGGAGAAGAGCAUCCCCACCUACAAGGACCUGGACUUCAUCCAGGACAUGCCCGAGGGGCUCCUGCUCGACGCAGACACCUUCUCCGCGCUCGUCAAGACGCUGCAGCGGGACUGCCUGGUGCUGGAGAGCUUCAAGAUCAUGGACUACAGCCUGCUCCUGGGCGUGCACAACAUCGACCAGCAGGAGCGCGAGCGGCAGGCCGAGGGCGCCCAGAGCACCGCGGACGAGAAGCGGCCUCUGGGCCAGAAGGCCCUGUACUCCACGGCCAUGGAGUCCAUCCAGGGCGGGGCCGCGCGCGGGGAGGCCAUCGAGUCGGACGACACGAUGGGUGGGAUUCCCGCCGUGAAUGGCCGAGGGGAGCGCCUGCUGCUGCAUAUCGGCAUCAUCGACAUUCUGCAGUCCUACAGGUUCAUCAAGAAGCUGGAACAUACUUGGAAGGCUCUUGUCCACGAUGGGGACACUGUCUCUGUCCACCGGCCCAGCUUCUAUGCAGAGCGCUUCUUCAAGUUCAUGAGCAACACAGUCUUCCGGAAGAAUUCCUCCCUGAAAUCUUCACCGUCCAAGAAGGGCCGUGGAGCCUUGCUGGCUGUCAAGCCCCUGGGACCCACAGCUGCCUUCUCGGCCAGCCAGAUCCCCAGCGAGCGGGAGGACGCACAGUACGACCUCCGGGGGGCCCGCAGCUACCCCACGCUGGAGGACGAAGGUCGGCCCGACCUCCUGCCCUGCACGCCGCCGUCUUUUGAGGAGGCCACCACCGCCUCCAUCGCUACAACCCUGUCCUCCACGUCUCUCUCCAUCCCGGAGCGGUCUCCCUCGGAGUCAUCAGAGCAGCCUCGGUACCGGAGGCGCACACAGUCUUCAGGACCCGAUGGCCGGCCCCAGGAGGAGACACAUGCAGAGGAGGACCUGCAGCAGAUCACGGUGCAGGUGGAGCCCGCGUGCAGCGUGGAGAUCGUGGUCCCCACAGAAGAGGACGCGGGGGUGGAGGCUUCUCCAGCUCAUGCCUGUGCGGCUGCCGAAGCAGAAACCACCAGCCAGGCCUCGGAGCCCGCCAGCCAGGCCUCGGAUGAGGAGGAUGCACCCGCCACAGACAUCUACUUUUUCACCGAUGGGAGGUACUGGAUUUACUCUCCCCGGCAUCGCCGACUGCGGGCCGUGACGCUGAGCUCCUCAGGGACUCCCACCGAUGAGAGGAGCUGGGUGUACUCCCCGCUUCACUAUAGCGCGCACGCCCACCCAGCCUCCGACGGCGAGAGCGACACCUAAUUUCUAUGCAGUCACCGACCCGGAGCCGAGCGCCCACCGCCGCCCCGGCUGCUCCCCGGAGGCCCGCCCGCAGGACCUGGCUGCACGCCGGCCGCCGCCGCCGCUCCCGUCAACUACCUAUGCCUGUGAGACUGUGAACCUCCCUGAGUGUCCGAUCAUGUAUUUAUUUUGGGUCCUUACUCUUUGCACAAAGACGGCAGCACACAUGUGCUUUUUUAGAAAAAGAUAAAAAAAAAAAAAAAAAAAAGGACGUGUCGCGGGAAAAGAAGAAAGUCCACUGCACUUUGUGGUUCUUUGCUGUGCUUGCAUGUGUCUCCCGGAGGGAACAAGGCCUGUGGGCUCGGGGUGCCGUGCCCCCGGGGCCGGGCCCCCCCGGCUGAAAUCCACACUCCGAGGCUCUGUCUCUCUCCACUUGGACGGGAUGCGGAGGAAGGAAGGGCCCCACCUGCAGCCCAUGGGCUCAGGUUUCCGGGCCAGGCACUGGACAUCCGACCGUGGGAGGUGGCUGACCAGUGGUCCGGGGGCGACUCUCCACCCUGCCGAAGCCUGUAACCUCUACGAGUCUGUUUCCGACCACCUCACCUGCCAGGUGACUCAUGAGCAGUAUGGCCGGGGGCCACCCCUCUCGCCGGAGCUCAGGACUGUGGGCCUGUCUGUGCUCCCGGCGUGGCCCGCUCAGUGUCUGGCAGAGGGCCUGAGCCGGGGAGGCGCGCUGGGCCCUCAGGCCGUGGGACUUGCCGAGAGCCGGUCCUGGAGCAGGGGCCCUCCCGUGCUCACGCUGCUCGGCUGUCCAGUAAGAGAUGCUCCUCCAGGCCUGGGAUGGGCUUUGGGCUUUCUCUUUAAGAUGCUGACAUGAACGCAAGUUAAAGGAUAGGAGACAAAAUUCCUCACGAAAAAUAAAUUUUUUUUCCGGUUUGUUGUCCUCAGCAGGGGCAGCCCCCCCCCCACUUUGGGCUCAGAGAGCUCACCGUGUCACUGUGGGCGCCAACAGCAUGGCAGUGUCCAUCCUGUCCCCACAGAAAUGCACUCCCGCCUCCUGAGAGGUGGCAUGGUGGGGAUGGUCUCCCCCUAACCGCUCUGCCCCCCACUGGCUUGCUUGGGAGGAGCUGGGAGCUGGCUUGGAGCAGAAGCUGUGCCUUCUGGAAGAAUUUCUCCCGGCCCUUGCCUUCCUGGUGGAAAACCUACUGAUCCAGGAGAUAGAUUUUCCGUGUCCCUCAUCUCCCCUCGCCUGGCUCUCUUCUUGCGCCUGGAGGGAGCCUGUUGGCCUGGCUGCCAUCGGUCCAGAGCUGCCAGGGAAUGUGCCAGCGUGCGGCCCUGAGAGAAGGCAAUCCUGAGAGGAUCCGUCAGAACAAGCCCGUGGGUGUCCCCGAUUAGAAGCAAAGUGAUGUCCUCCCCCUCUUGCCCAAGGAGCCUUUGUCCAGAGGCAGAAAGCGUCCUCACCUGGAUUUCAGAUCAGCAUCUCUGCAGGUGCCCUGGCUGCAUGCUGGGAGUUGUCAGCCCAUCCCUACCCUUUCUCGCCAAGGAAGGUGGCGACUGAGCAGACGGAGGUCUGAAGGGGUAUCUCAGGCCUUGGUGACUGACAGGGACAACUAUGUCACCCAAAAGCCGGCAUUGGGAGUCCCCUCCCAGCCCCCAAAGGUCGGAUGUUCAGGCACAUUGUGAGUUCUGUGGGGAUGACCAGAGCAGCAGGCACAGUCCUCGUGGAGCGGUGUGCCCUGGACACAGGACGCUGACAGCCACCUGGAGCUUUAGGAGACAGGAGGGGAGCCCUGCUUGUCCCCGCGGGCUUUCCUAAUUGAAUCACGAAACAAAGGCAUCACUUAGAUGCUGACACUUGAGAGAAAUUUGCAAGCGUCCUGGAUAUCAUGAUGUUUCUAUUUUUGUGUUAGGUCCCAGAGACCCCUUUGGAGACCUGUUUUGUGUUGGUUGCUUUCUUUGUCCCUUUUCAGAGAACUGUCACGUGGAUGCUAAACGUGGUCUGCACACUGUGCCGGUGGGAGUGUUUGCUUAUUAUGUUCCGGGGGUGGGGGGUGGGGGGCAGGAAGGCAAGACCUUAUUUAUAAUGUGUAGCAAAUUCAGGGCCUUUCCCAGGCUCCGCCCCCCACCCCCCUUCCCCAUCCCAGGAAGGCCCUGGACCCACCCAGCUGUGCCCACCCCCAGCAUAGAAAUCUGAGUUCCUUUGUGGCUCGUCCCCAAUGACUGCUGUCCCUGAGAUGGCUGCUGUCCCUGAGAGAGGAGAGCCUGGGCACUGUCUGGAUUGCUGUGCUGUGAAAACAAAAGGCAUUUCCUGAGACUGACAAGGUGCAACUUCCUGAGAGCCCCUGCCAGCCUCCAGCCUCCGGCCUCCCGCCUCCCGCCUCCCCUCGCCCCUCCCUCCACCACUUGGCUCAGUGCAAUACUCCCGGUGGGGUCCCUUGCCAUGGUACUGUCGCUGCAGCCCCUCGGUCUGCUCCCUGGGCCAGCGCCCUCCACCGCCUUUUCUCUGGUGGCUCAGUUGCAUUGCCUGUCCCCGCCCCCAAUGUCGUUUUUAUGGUCGAACUGAUUUCAACACAAUGAAACUGCAAACCUCGUGUGUCUUAAUUCUCUCUGGGGGUUCUGUGUGCUCAGCCCCCGUGGUCUGGGGUGUGACAAUCCGGAGCGCGGCCUCAUCAGGCACAGAACGCCGUCUCUUUCAAACCCAGAGCCAUGGGCACCUCUGUAACUGUGCAGUCCUGCUGGCCCCAAAUAACAUAUGCAGCCCCCGGCCCCUAUCCUCCCUACCGCCCCUCCUCCUUUUUACGUUGAAGAGUUCUCUCUAAUAAAAUCGGGUAAUAAGCAUCA